Pecten maximus is the source of this 1244-nucleotide messenger RNA. Its product is annotated as dimethyladenosine transferase 1, mitochondrial-like. The coding region runs from base 155 to 1216 and encodes 353 amino acids. Gene Ontology annotation, biological process: rRNA methylation; transcription initiation at mitochondrial promoter. The transcript is spliced from 5 exons. NCBI's taxonomy places the organism in Eukaryota, Metazoa, Mollusca, Bivalvia, Pectinida, Pectinidae. The record is from RefSeq and is a predicted model, not a curated record. Gene Ontology annotation, cellular component: mitochondrial matrix. Gene Ontology annotation, molecular function: rRNA (adenine-N6,N6-)-dimethyltransferase activity; mitochondrial transcription factor activity.
GACGGUACAAGAUGGCAGCGCCCAUGAACGAAAGACGAAAACACGACUGUGAAAGUAAUUCACGGUCAGAGCUGUACACAUGUAUUUUUACCUGCUAAAGAUUGUUACAAUAUAUUGGAUUGUACCGGCAUAGGUAUUUUCACAAAAAGGCAGGAUGGUUGGGCGCCUGUCCCCUAUGCCCACAGUGGCGGACAUUGUCAAACUUUACCGAAUCAGUGCGAAAAAACACCUGUCCCAAAACUUUUUGUUUGACAUGAAUAUCAAUAGAAAAAUUGUGAAAGCAGCAGGACGCAUCACUAAUGGCUAUGUGUGUGAGGUCGGGCCAGGGCCUGGAGGUAUCACCAGGGCAAUACUGGACAAACAGGUGGAACACCUAGUCGUCAUAGAGAAGGACAGUCGGUUCAUACCAAGCUUACAGACUUUAUCACAAGAAUCCAACAACAGACUGCGGGUAAUCCUUGGAGAUGUGCUGUACUUUGACAUGGGCCGUCUAUUCCCUGAAGAGCUGAUCUCUCCAUGGGACAAAGAUCCCCCAAAUAUCCACAUCAUUGGGAACCUUCCCUUCAAUGUGGCCACACCACUGAUUAUUAGGUACCUGGAGUCCAUUUCCAGACAAACUAGUGUGUGGCGCUAUGGGCGUGUCAGGAUGACACUGACUUUUCAGAAGGAAGUAGCAGACAGAAUAGUGUCACCCAUUCUUAAAGAUGAGCGAUGUCGUCUGUCUGCCAUGUGUCAAAACUGGUGUCAUGUCACUAACAAGUUUACUAUUCCAGGUGCUGCAUUUGUGCCUAAGCCUAAGGUAGAUGUGGGAGUGGUCCACUUCCUUCCUCGUAUCAAACCAAUGAUUCCACUACCAUUUCCUCUGGUGGAGAAAGUCUGUAAACAUGUCUUCCACCAUAGGAACAAGAAAUUAUCGUUUGGAGUGAAGACUUUGUUCCCGCCUGACUUAAGCCACCUGACAGAGGAGACCUUGAGGAUUGCUGACAUCCCUGCAGACACAAGGUCAUACAUGUUGACCUUGAGUGAAUUAGGACGUCUGAGCCAGGUUUAUAGUGACAUAUGUGAUACCUACCCUCAUGUGUUUACCUACGACUAUCGUAGUGAAGAGGGUCAGAAACUUCUCCGUGAGGACAGAAUGAGGCGCAGACAGGAGAGGGUGGAGAAACAAGAGAGUCUCACGCAGACACCAAACAGUGGAAAACUGGACAUUACAUAAUAGCAGUGUGAAUAAAAAUACAAGCCAA